UACUAUAUUUACUAAUAAACAUCUUGCAGUUGUAACAAAGCACUUAUCUGAAAAUAAACCUAUUUUAUGUUAUCUUGGAAUGAUUGAAUUAGAGGAUUGUAGUGCUAAAACAAUGACUAUAAAUUUAAAAAGAUUUAUAUUAGCUAAAUUACUUAAUAUUGAAAAUUUGGUUCAUUUUGGAAGUAAUGAUGCAAGUAUUAUGCUCGGUUAUCAAAAUAGAGCUGCAUGGCUUAAAAAGUAUAAUCUUUUUAUUACUAAGAAUUACUGUAUAGCACAUUAUUUACAUCUUGCAGGUCAAGAUGCUGCUAAAAAAGUAUCAUAUUUUGAAAAAUAUAAAAAGUUAGUAAAAAGAAUUUAUACAUAUUUUAGUAGUUCUUAUAAAAGAUUAUUAACACUAAAAAUAGUACAAAAUACUUUAAAAGAACCUGAAAUAAUGAUAUUAAAUAUUUCAAUUGAAGGAGCAUUAUUAGAUGAAGCAGCAAAUAAUAUGCAGGCAGCUAUUUUAUUAGCAGAUAUUGAUCAAACUUUUGAAAUUGUAACUAUUCAAUUUUCUAUCUUUAUUUCUGAAUUUGCAUCUGCUACAAUAACAAGUCUAAAUAAUUAUUUUCCAAAUCGAAAACUUUAUGAAGCUAUAAAAAUAUAUAAUCCAAAACAGUUACUAAUAUCUGAUAAUGAUUUAGCAAACUAUGGUAAUGAAGCGAUUAAUAUUCUUAGUAAUUUUUAUAGAACAGAAAAAAUUAUUAAUAAUCAACAAUUUAUACCAUUAUUAGAAAAAAAAGAUUUAAUUAAUGAGUAG
Messenger RNA from Cetraspora pellucida, 796 nucleotides. Lineage: Eukaryota; Fungi; Glomeromycota; Glomeromycetes; Diversisporales; Gigasporaceae. The record is from the annotation of a GenBank genome assembly.